GUUUUUUAAAAUAUAUAUCCUUCAAUAGACGUACUCGUUGCAGUUUACUUGCGCUUAUAGUCGGGAUCUGGACAGUAUGAGGUCUUCCCGCUAUGAAUUCGCAGGCACACGCUGCUUCUUCGUCGCGUUUGUCGCCGCAGCUGCUUUCAUAGCUUCUGUAACCCACGCUUCCGCUCGACAACCAGCUAGCUCAUUGCUUCUUCUCACACAACAAGCCCAAGCGCAACACCAACACCUCACGCAACGACAGCACCCCUACCAUCAACAGCAACUGCCCCACCAGGACCCACGCAACGAGCACGGCUACGACAUUAUCGCAUCCACAUCCACGGCUCUCAGUACGGCAACAGCAGCAGCAGCUGCUGCCGCAAGCUCCGACCCUCCACCUCAGCCUCAGCCUCAGCCCAAAUGGCGAUCGCAGUUCACGGUUCGCUUCAACGAGACCACCCGCAUCCUGCUAACCCGCCACACGGAGGGAGCCUGGUACUACGAUGCGGAGGGGGGUCGGGAGGCGCUGUACCGCAGUAACGGUAACGGCGACCGUUACUGCGGCAGCGUACACCCGCUGACUCAGACACCCUGCGCACACAUCGUGACGGAAGGGCAGAGGUACCUGGUGUUUCCGGAGCUGGCCGAGUGCUGCAUGUGCUGUACGGCAGCGCAGGGCUGCGGAGUGCUGGCGACCAGUUGGCUGCAGGGCGCUUCUUUCGAGGGAACCGUCGUUUCGCAGGGCCUGCCCGCCUUCAAGUGGCGCCGCGACGGCCUCCAACCCAACUACUGGUACACCACAGCUGAUGAGGCACAGAUUCCGUUACAGUUGGACCAAAUGCCCAACGACCUAACCACCUUCCUUCCGGAGACCUUCCUAGAGGGUCCGCCGCCGCCCGCGGUCUUCGAACUGCCCCCCGACUGCAAACCCAGGUGUCCGCUGACCAGCAUUUGCACCCUGCUGGCGACCGCAUCCCAGCAAACCACCUCCCACUCCACCACCACCGGCACCGCCUCCUCCUCCCCCCUCAACCCCGCUGGCACGGACACCGGCAGCAGCAGCAGCCGCAGUGCAGGGUCGGCCGCCGCGGCUUGAGGCAGCACCCGCCGCCCUGUCUGCCUGCCUGCCUGCAUGCAUGCUGCUACAAACGGAUUGCAGCUUCAUUGGGGCCCUAUGAGGUUCCCUUAGGCCUCCCUGUUUCUGUCGACUGCAACAGCGAGGCCGGUCGACGGGCCGUGUGGCGCGGGACCGGGACGUCACAGACCAGGUACCAAACCACAGGAAUCCACAGGUUAGGGCAAAGCAAUGGGCAGGGUGCCACGAUACGAAGUGAGGGUUAGCGGUCCCUACCGCGGUCCGAGGCCGCAGUGGCGAUGAUGAUAAAGGGCGGACCGCCCAGCGUGCUGAGGAGGGUUGGCUUCGUAGCUGCCUACUGCUAUUGCUAGUGUUUUGAGAUGGAGACGUGCGCUCGGUAGUGCAAAGAGGCAGGCCCAAAAUAAGUGUACAUGGCAAAGGACGGGGUUGGGUUGGCGAGCGAUAGCCGAGAUGCACUAGACAAGAGUGUGCGGGGGCGGCGCAGGUGAUAUGUAGAGGAGUCUGCGAUGUGCCGUGUCAUGGCGGACGCAGUUGGUUUAUGUCGUACCGGGUCACCGUACAUCGCGGAGGGCGCACAAGCAUGCAGCAGUGUUUUCAUCCGGACCCCACAAAAGUACAACAGCCUUUUGGCCGCUUCUUGUUUUGGCGCCUUGCUUACCUCCUACACGCUGUUUGUAAGAGGAAGAACACCACUG
Molecule: messenger RNA, 1779 nt
Organism: Astrephomene gubernaculifera
Lineage: Eukaryota; Viridiplantae; Chlorophyta; Chlorophyceae; Chlamydomonadales; Astrephomenaceae
Source: the annotation of a GenBank genome assembly